This is a messenger RNA of Caenorhabditis auriculariae, 12914 nucleotides long. NCBI's taxonomy places the organism in Eukaryota, Metazoa, Nematoda, Chromadorea, Rhabditida, Rhabditidae. The record is from the annotation of a GenBank genome assembly.
AUGUCGGAGACGCCGACGACCUUCCUGAACUCGGAUCGACUCACUUUGAUCCAACAGGCCGCAAUUCGAAGCGGCACAGGAGCCCUUCAUGCCGCUGGGAUACCCCAAAAACAGUCGCCUUUCGAUGUUUCCCAAAUCUCCGGCGUUUCAAUCUCUCAUGUGGGUUUGGAAGGGGUCUUCAGGGUUUAGUGAAAUUCUGCGAAAAUUUGAAAUUUUUAGGGUGUUUGGUCUUCAUAAACGUUUGAUUGAAGCAUUUUGAGUAUGACUUUUUCAAAAAUUUAAAGAAGUUGAUUUAAAAAAGUCCAAACAUUAAGGAUUUUUUGAAUUUUGUCAUCUUUUUGUAGAAGUCUCCAUAAUGUGAACACUUUCAUAGAGGCUAUGUCUCGGAAAAAAAUUCGGACGCUUUCAUUUUUUUCAUAAGAUUUUUGGAGAUAUUUUUUUCAAAUUUUAUUGGAUUUUUCAGGGCUUUUGCUAGGAUUUUUUUCAAGGAUUUCUGAUUUUUUUCAGGGUUUCUGAAGCUUAUCUAGAAUAAUAGUGUUUUUUUCUAGAGUCCCUGUUAAGCGAAUUGUUUAUUUAUAACGUGUCUAUUUAUCAUGUUAGCUCUGAAAAAGAACUUCAGAUUUCGGAGCGAUUUUUCGAGAAUCCUCAAUUUUUAAAAGCCAAAUAAUUUUAUGAACCUUUUAUUGAAGUUUCUCUCGCUUUUCUAGAGACUUUUUUUCGUGAAACUCUGGCGAAUCUAUUUAUCAGAGGAGCUCCGAAUUUCUUCUUUUCAGAGUUUAGGAAGUUUUAAUGUUGGUGAGGUUGUAUAUUAAAGAAUAUAUAGGAUUUCUGAAUUUUCAAAAAAACAUUCUAUAGAAUUUUCCAGAAGAUGGGCGGUUUUAUAGAGGCUAUGUCUCGAGAGAAUUUCGAAGUUCCCAUUUUUUAUGAGAUUUUGUAGAUCGUUCUGGAAGUUUAGUGGAAUUUCAGGACUUUCGGUAGGAUUUUUCCAAGAAUCCUGAACCCUAGGGUUUUUAAAAUUUAUAGGCGGUUUUUGUUAGAACUUUCCAGAGGAUCUUACGAUUUUCUAGAAGUUCGAAGUCUGAUCUUUUUUGAAUUUAAAUGAUCAGAACUUCUCUAAACGCCUAUUGGAGACAUAGAAAAGUUUUUGAAUUUUUUUCAAAGAUUUGCGAAAUUAAAACUAACCUUUUUCUAAAACACACGGUUUACUUUUGAGAAACCUUCAAGUUCAAAAAUAAUUUUUUUGUUUUUUUGAAUAAAAUCUAAGUUUUUAGGGACUUUACCUUUGUCUAGAGGCUCGAAUUCUGAACAUUUUUUUGAAUUUCAAAUUAUCAAAACUUGUUCAAAAGGCUGACCAAGUUUUUUUAGAAACUUCCAGCGUUCCAAUAAAAAUUUUUUUAGUUGGCAGGACGUUCAUUUUUCGUACAUUUAUAUUUUUUUCCUAACGAAAGAGAAUAACGUAGCUCAUCUUACUGCUUUUAAUUUCCUUUAAAAUCUUUAUCCUGUCAUCAUAAAGUGCUGUGAUCGAUUUUUAAGUACAAUUAAGAAAAUUUUUCCGAAGAUGAACACGUUUCGAAAUUUCACAAACGUUGUCUUUGACUUGGAUUUCAACAAAUUGGUCUCGUUUCACGAAGAAAAUGGGCUUUCCAGAUCGAACGGCCGAAUCUCGACGGCAUCGCCUUUGUCAGCGAACUGAUCUGGCUUCAAAACGAAGCUUCCAGCCAUUACAUGCUCGACGCCGAGUUGUGGUUGAUCAAUAUAGUUUUCCCAAAGAGAUCGACGAGUUCAAUCGUUUCAGGACCAACGAGUUGUUGGCCCAUUGUCCCGAAAAGCUCAUGACCUUCUAUGCGAAUACCGUCGAUUAUGAGGAGGUAAUGAAGGGAGAAAAUUUGAUUUUGAGAAAUUUUGAAGAGAGUACUGAAAUUAGAGGUAUCUGGGGAAAGAGUGAGAUUCAUAGAAAAAAAGCGAAAAAUUUUUUUCAGUUUUGAAAAAUUGAUAUUUUUUUGGCCGUAGGUAGCUUUUAAAAGGAAAACUGAAAAUUAAAAAAAUUUUAGGACUGAAAAUAGGUUUAAUUUUUUUGAAGAUAGAAGCUUCUCGAUACAUUGCAGGGCCUUGAAAAAAAUGAUCCCCGAAAAAAAUAUUAGCCGUAAAAAAAUUUUAGCCGUAGAGAAAAUAGCUAUAGAAGAAGAGCCGAGAAAAAAAUAACUUCAAAAAAAUUAAGCUCCCAGAAAAAUUUAGGAACAAAAAAAUAAGACAAAUUAUUGAUGAGACGGAGAAAAUCCGGCCUUUCGUCUCAUUUUGGGCCUGUUAAGAUUGAAAAAAAAAAUCCCAGGUAAAUCUUUUUGCCGACAAGAUAGCUAUAAAAAGAGCCGAAAAAAAUAGCCUCGAAAAUUGAGCUCCCGAAAAAUUUAUGAGUGAAAGUAAGCCGGAAUAUUGAGAAGAUAGAAAAAACUGGGUUUCUAUCACUUUCUCAUAUUAAUAUGGCUCAAAAAACCUCAAUUCUCAAUGGAGCGCACUUGGAUCAUUUUCUGCGGCUAUUUUUUCUCACCGGCUGAAGAGAAUAUUUUUGAGCUUGAAAUGUUCCACUUCUCUUCAAUUUUGAGCUGGAAUUUCUUUUUUUGCUUUAAAAUGGGCUCUAGAUUUUUCUUUGCGCCUCAGUGCCACCAUUUCCGCAGAUCAAAACAUUUUCGAAAAUCAGCUGGAAAUUCUCGAAUUUUCGUUCAAAUACCAAAAAAAAAAAAGAACAAUUUUUCCAGAGAAACGACUCCGACGGACCUCUGAACAAGAAGUUCCAUCCGACCGGCUCCCAGUCGGCCGUCGAACGAUUCCGACAUUUGCAACAGAGCAAGUUUGCUGCAGCCCUGAUGCGAGACCGGGAUUUCAAUCGGGCGCGGUUUCUUCUGAAAAAGACCCGCGAACAUAUCGAUUCCGAUCGGUUCAUGUACUACCGCUGCAAGUUCUUGGCAAGCCUUUUUUUGGUUCUAGAAAUCAUUUGGAUGAGUUAGACAGCUUACUAGGGAACGUUUUUCACCCCCCGGUUGAACUUUUGCUGAAACUUCGCUCAAGUGAACUUUAGGCCCCCCUGAUUACAGAACAGAAAGAAAAUUUCUCGCAAUAGAUCUCGUUUUCGAGUUAGGACACUUCAAAUACCCGAAAUAGCGCUUUUUUGGCCUAUUUUGCGUAUUUUGCACACUUUGAGGCUCCAUAACUCGGAAACAAGAUCUAUUGCGAGAAAUUUUAUUUUCGUUCUGUAAUCAGGGGGUCCUAAAGUACACUUGAGCAAAGUUUCAGCAAAAGUUCAACCGGGGGGUAAAAAACGUUCCCUGGUUAGGAAAGGUAGAGUGAUCCCUAGAGGGCACUUGAAGUUCCCCUUAAGGGACCACUUUACCUCGUUUGAAGCUCACAAAAGUGGCCACUAUAGGGAAGCAGGCUAGUGGUCUUUUAGCUUUCAAAUCAUAACAAGAAGAUUUGAAGGCCCCUAUAAGGGCUAGUUGAGCUUUAGGGACUUAUGCAUCAGGUCUGAAACCCCUAUAGGGGCCACUUAAAUUCUACUCCUUCUAGGGUGAGCUAUUUUGUCCACUAUAGGGGCUUUUUUGUCAUUGAACCCUCUAGGGAAAACCUAUAAAUGUUUUGGGAAGCCAAAAGGCGCACUUGGAAUGGCUCGGACUGACCGGAAAAGUGGCGCCCGACUUGAAACGGCUUGCGCUCAAAGUAUUAGAGCUAUAGAUUAAACUUCUAGUUGAGCUUUAACUGAUUUAACUGCUUUAACUGAAUGGCCUUAAGCCAUUCCAAAUGCGGCCAAAACGGUUUUUAAACGGCUUUAGAAAUACCCUUUUUCAGGGCAUAAUGCAAGAUUAUCUAGAACUCGACGCUGAAAAUUUGGAGCGAAGAAUGAAAAAUAAAAAUGAUAAAGUUCAUUUUGCCGAACUCUACGAUGUAAGAUUGCUCCAACGAAAAUUCAUUAUUUUUCUCAGGAAAUGACGGUGGAAAAGUUGCGUGAGGAUCCCGACGUCUUUUUUGAAUAUUUGUCAGUUUGAAAAGAAGGAAAAAUACAGAAAUACUGAUUUUAGAAUAGGAUUGUUGGAAAUGGAGAUCGGACUGAAGCAGCAGGCCUACAAAACGAUGAAGUCUUGCGUUUUCAGAGAACCUCGGUUUAUUUUUAUUUUUUUGAAAAUGAGCUUAAAUAAGCUUUUUUAAACCUCAGAAAAAAUCACUUUUCAAUAUUUUUGUAGUGAAUCUGCUCUGUUGAAAAUAUUGGCUACUGUAGUUUAAAAUUAAUGAAAAUAACACCACUUUUAGAUGUAUUUUGACAGUUAAAGGCGAAAAUUUGCUUUUUUUAAGCGCUGCGAAGAGGCCCUUAAGUGAUCACUAGAGAGAAAAAAAGCUCCACUUGAGAGAUCACUUCAGAGAGAAAACAGCUCCAGUCGAGGGAACACUCCAGAAAGGCAAAAAAUUUCAUUAAAGCUACCACUUCGAUGUAUAGUUCUCUCUCACUUGAGUGAUCACUACAGAGAGGAAGUUCCACUUGAGUGACCGCUUAGAUUGCGAAUUCGCUCCCCUUAAGUGAUCGCUAGGUAGAAAAAGAUCUCCACUCUAGGGACCACUUAGAUGUAGAAAAAGCUCUUCCUUAAGUGAUCACUUGAGAGAAAAACUCCACUUGAGUGACCACUUAGAUGUGGAACUGGCUCUUCCUUAAGUGAUCACUAGAAAAAAAAAAUUUCACUGAAUUUCACAGGGCCACUUACAGUACCGCUCAAAAGUAUAUUAAGUUUUGGUUUUUUGAGGAUAUCUCAGCGAGUACUCAUCCGAUUUAUAUAUAACUUUCAGGGAUUAUGUAAAAUAUACUUUAAAAACAUAUACGGUAUAAACAUACUCAUGUCUGAAAACAUGAAAACAUAUGGCAACAUUAUUACUUUUAAAACAUUUAAUAAAAAUAAAUAAAAAUAAAAGCAUAAAAAACAAAAAAAAUUGAAUUCAAAAAAAAAUUCCUAAAACGCGUCGCAGUGACUGCGGACAUGUAUGUGUAUACCGUAUAUGUUUUAAAGUAUAUUUUACAUAAUCCCUGAAAGUUAUAUAUAAAUCGGAUGAGUACUCGCUGAGAUAUCCUCAAAAAACCAAAACUUAAUAUACUUUUGAGCGGUACUGUAGAUGUAGGAAUUGCCUUCCCUCAAGUGAUCACUAUGCAAAGGAAAGCUUAACUCGAAGGACCGCUUAGAUGUAGAACUGACUCUUCCUUAAGUGAUCACUUAAGAGAGAAAAGCUCCACUUGAGGAACCACUUAGAUUUCGAAUUCGCUCCCCUUAAGUGAUCACUUCAGAGAGAAAAGAGCUCCACUCGAGGGACCACUCCAGAAAGGGUAAAAAUUCCACUAAAGUUACCACUUUGAUGCGGAAUUCUCUCUUUCUUAAGUGAUCACUAGAGAGAAAAAAGCUCUACUCGAGGGACCACUUAGAUGUGGAACUAGCUCUUCCUUAAGUGAUCACUUCAGAGAGAAAAGAGCUCCACUCGAGGGACCACUCAAAUAUAGGCUUUGCUCUUCCUUAAGUAAUCACUAGAGAGGUCACUUAGAUAGAACUUUUUCACUCUUUAGUGAUCAUUUAAAGAGGCUCCGUAAGGUUUCUAGAGUUUAAUCUUCCUCUAUUCUCCCGCUCAUCCUACGUUUCAUACACAAUAUAUAUACUGACUAAACGAUUAAUCAGUUAUUCGGUGCAUUUCACUAGAGAGAAAUAUUAUACAGUCCUUUUGGUUGAAUUAUCAGUUUGUACUGCAAGAGUAUGACUUUCUCAAGGGGCCAUAAAAUGUAGAUUUUUGAAGGCUCUGGCCGGCUUGGGAAACGAUGGCGAAGCUGGUGGCGAGUAUUGAGGAAGCCGACAAAGUUGUCGUGGAACUGAAAGAUCGGUCUUUAUGGAUGGCUGACUGGUUCAUGGUUCUGGUCCUCCAGCGAUUUCAUCAGGUUUCGGGGGAAACUUUGAAAAAGGCGAAAAAUAGCCGCGCAAUGCUGAGAAUAGAUGCUCCAAGGCUAAACCAUGAUUUCAAUCAGAAAAAAAAUCGCACUAGACCACAGAGAUCAUUUUUUGAGGAAUCAAGAAGCUCCCACUUUUGUAUUAGCCUAGUAGGAAAAAUAGCCGCGAAGAGCUGGAUUUUUGUGCUCCAAGGCUAAUUUUCAAGUUUUUAAUUUUUGAAGGAUUCCUUUCGAUGAUUUUUGUUCUGCAGAUUUUUUGUUGGGCCUUGAGAAGUCGUUGAAAAAGCCUGGAAAAAAUAGCCGGUAGAGAAGGUGUUUGUUUGCUCCAAGGCUAACUUUUAAAAUAUAGAUAUUUUUUCGGAGAGCUUUAUUGAGGGAAAUUGCGUGGCUAACUUUCUCAAUAUUUUUUAGAGGAUAAACAGUAAUCAGUUUGAAUUUUUAUUAUUUCCCAUCAGUAAGAAGCCGAAAAAUCUGUAAUUUGCGAUCAUUUAGGACAUGUUGGCGAUAACGAAGGCUGAAGUGUUGGUGAAGCGGGGAAUGACCAACAUGCCGUUCAUUAUCGCCGAAAUCGCCGCUUGUUCCAAUCAUCGACACGGUAAUUUCUGAUUGGGCGGCAUUUGAAAUGGCUCAACGCGUUGCGGUCGCGUAGCGGUUCAAUGAAAGGAAGUUCAGUCAUUCCAAAUGCGGUAUUGGAAUCUUUUUCAAAACCAAUUAGAGUAGAAUAGUUGAGACUUGUAUAUGUAGACUGAAUCCAGUGACACUUGAAAAAGCUGUGGUCGCAUUUGGAAUGGCUCACCGCGUUGCGGUCGCGUAACGUUUAGAUGAAAAUGAGUCCAGUCGUCCCCAAUGCGGUAUUAGCAUCUAUUUUUAAAUCAAGUGGAGUAGAAGAGUCGAAACUUGCAUAAAGAGCCAGUUCAAUUUUAAUGAGCCGCUAGGCAACCGCAACGCGUCUAGCCAUUCCAAAUGCGGCUCAGAGAUAGAACGUGGAGUUUAAAAGAGUUUGUUGGUAGUUGUGCCUUGCGUAAGUGAACGGGUAUCAGUAAGAUUCGAAAAAACGGCUUUGAAUCAUUCCAAAUGCGGCCUCCUUUGGAAUGGCUCAAUGACGAUGUGUCUGAUCUUGCUGACCAUGGAACUUCUCGCAUGCUGAGCAGGUGUCUCAACGGGUGUACCCGUAUUAAACCCGUGUUUCUGAGGUUAUUUUAGUCUCAGUUGGGCUAAAACGGGGGAACAACGGGUGUAAGAAAAAUAGGUAACCCAGCUGGGCUAAAGCGGGGUCUCAGUUGGGCUAAAAAGUGCCAAAAGUUCUAUCAGCUGGGCUUAUACGGGUUUAAUACGGGGGCACCCGCGGAGACCCCGUGUUAGCACGGCGGGGUUACCCUGCUCAGCAUGCGAGUUUAUGUGAUUUACCGUGUUCCUUAUUUUUAAAGCCGCAUCGCACCGCAACGCCUCUAGCCAUUCCAAAUGCGGCCAUUUUUAAUUCUCAAUACUUCACCCCGUUAAUUUUUAAAGACCACGACCAGGCGAUCUCGAAUUUCGAGCAAAUCCGCGCCAUGGACCCUUAUCGAAUCAAGGGACUCCACUUGUUCAGCGAUUCUUUGUACAUUCGAGUUAGUUUUAAAUCGAAAAUCAACUAAUUAGUUAAUUAAGUCCGACAAAACGUCGUUAUCGAAAUUGGCUCUAGCUUUAUUUGAAACACAUCGUUUCCGGUGGGAAACUUGCUGUGUUGUUGGUGGGUUUCUAUCAAAUAUUGAUUGAUUAUAUUGCAAGUUUUAAGCCAAUUAUUACGCGGUCCGACGGGAGAAUGAACAGGCCAUCAAGUAUUUCCAGAGGGCUUUGAGGUGGGUUUGAAGAAAAAGGUAGAAUUAGAAGCAUUAGAAAUGAAGCGAACGUGAGAAAAACGAGCUUGGAAAAAAUAGCCGCGGUCUUUUUAGCAUGUGCGCUCCACGGAUAAAAAUAGGAGUUUUCAUUUUUGAGCUUUUUUGUGAAAAUUUUAUUUUUUCAUUUUCUGAAUGGGUAUUUUCAUUCAUUUUAUCGAAUUUCAAAGAAAAUGAACAGGUCAUAAAGUAUUUCCAGAGGGCUUUGAGAUGGGUUUGAAAAAAAAGUAGCAUUAGAAGCAUUAGAAGCAAACGUGAGAAAAAAGCGAGCUUGGAAAAAUUAGCCGCGGUCUUCUCAGCAUGUGCGCUCCACGGAUAAAAAAACUAUAAAUUUUUCAAGUUUUGUAAAAAUUUUAUUUUUCUUAUUUUUAGUGGGUAUUUUUUUGUUGCCUUUCAAAAAAACUUGAUAAAAAAAUGAGGAAAAAAAGUAGAAAAAUUGAGCUGAGAAAAAAACGCCUGUUAUUUGGGAUGUGCGCUUCACGGAUAAAAAAAUAGCGAUUUGUAGUUUUUACAUUUUUAAAUUUUUCGGGGUUAAGUGCGCUCUAAUGAUAAUGAUCAAAACUAAUUUGUUAUCGAUCGGAAACUUCAGGCGCUUGAAUCAUUGUAACUUUUUAAUUUUUAGUUAAAAAGGGACCUAUUCUGAAUUUUUAUAACGUAAAAUCUCUCGCUCUUUAUUCCCGGUUGUUCGCGACUUGAAGUUUCUGUUUUUCCUCUGCGCCCUCCUCGUCUCUCGGCGACUCUUUCAUUUUACCGCGCCUUUUUCAUAUUUUUCUGGCCUUUUCGGAGAGAGAACAGAGAGACGCAGACAGGCAGAAAGUGUAAAGUCGCGGCGAAUGAACUAUAACCCAAUAAACUGAACAAAAUCAACAGAUUGAACCCUGGAGUCGCUUCGAUUUGGGUACUAAUUGGUCACGAAUUCAUGGAGAUCAAGAACAACUCGGCCGCCUGUGUCGCCUAUCGAAAAGCCAUCGGUUCCCUUGACCCUCCACGAAAUCUGUAAAAUACGGACGCUUUUUCCAGAGGUCGACCCGGCGGACUAUCGUGGCUGGUACGGUCUCGGACAGCUCUACGACAUUUUGAAAAUGCCCAGCUAUUCCCUGUACUACUAUCAACAGGCCCAGAAGUGCAAGUGAGUUGGAAAAUUGAGGGUUUGUAGCGUUUUUUUAAACAAGAGUGAGAUUGAAGCAAAGCAUUUGGCGAGUACAAAAUAAGUUUGAAAGUGGAAUAUUCUGGAGCUUUUCGUGAAAUUUUCAAAUUGAAAUGGACAUAGUUACUCAUGAAAAAAAUGUAAGAAAAUAGUUAUUAAUUUUUGAAGAAAAUCAAUAAAUCAAAAAAAUGACUAGUUUUUUUAGGGUAAAUCAGGGCUAAUGGUCUCUAGGAAUUUUUUUGAAUAUUUUUUUGAAAUUGCACAAAAAAAUUUUUGUUUUUUUCUUUCCGCAACUUUGAAAAAGGAAGGAUGAAAGUUAAUAUUUCGAUCAAAAAAAUUGAGUUUUUAAGGUUAAUCAGGGCUAAUGGUCUUUAAAAAUGAAUUUUUUUGAAUAUUUUUUUGAAAUCGCACAAAAAAAUUUGGUUUUUUCUCCCAACGUUGCGUCGAACACAUGAAAAAAAGGAAGGAUGAAAGUUGAAAUUUAAAAAAAUCAAUAAGUCGAUAAAACAUUGAGUUUUAGGGUUAAUCGAGGCUAAGGGUCUCUAAAAAAUGAAUUUUGAAACUUUUUGUCGCAUUUUCGAAUUUUUCCUUGCAAUUUCACAGAAUUUCGUUUUUUUCCUUCCCCAUCUUCUUCUUCUUCUUCUUCUUCUCCCUACGCCUUUGUACCGCUUGAGCGGCGUCGGCGCCCCAAGUCGAUUAGCCGAGGUCCUAUCCUGAUGAUAAUCAGUGGACUGGCUCCAGUGACAUAUCCGUCCUUGUGUGUGACGGCUGGGGAUUAUGAAGUCGUGGUUUCCCACUACCAACAUUUCUUAAACCCCUUGGUUGGGUCAGGGCGAGGAUCGAACUUGUGACCCUGUGGACCGUAGACAGGCACACAACCUGUUGCGCUACGGCGCGCCCUUUUUUCUUCCCCAUCUUUGCGGCAAAUACAUAAAAAUGAAGGAGGAAAGUUGAAGUUUUUGAAAAAAUCCAUGAAUCGAUGAAUCGAGGCAUUUGGCGAGAAGAAAAUCAGUUUUGAACUGUCAUUUUCAGAGUUUUUUGGAUAAUCGAUACGUCCUUAAAACCUGCACAAUAAUACUGUCUCAUUCGUACUUUUCCGAAUCUUAUUCUGACCAUGAAACGUGGAAUGACGAGGAAAUGAAACGUUAGAACACAUCAUUUUAAACAAAUUCUUCACAUUUAUUUAUUUGAAAGAUAAUUGAGUUGAAAUACGGUCAAUCACUAAACUUUAUUGCUCCAGGAGAUGGGCGGGACUUCUAAGAUUUAAAAACAACGGUGGGAACGUUAGUUUUUAAGCCUGGGGGACAACUAAAAAUAACUGGAACAAUUUUUUUUAGUGGCCACUGUAGAGGCUCGCCAAGGAAUACUUGGAGAGGACACUAAAGGGGCCACUAUUUUCCGUUUUAGUGGCCACUUCAGUAGUUUUUAAUCUAGUUUUCUUUCCAGUAACUCUGAUAAUUUCAAAACAAACAGAUUGGACCAGUUAUGUUGAUCCAUUGACCCCUAAAUUGGCCACUAAAAUUUUAGUGGUCUAGUAGUAGCACUUAGACCUCUAUAGUGGCCACUAAUUUUUAAUUCCUUAAGUGGCCACCUAUUUGACUACUAUAGUCGCCAUUUAAAAUUUUCUCACUUGUUGCAAAAAAAAAGACGGGAUUUGAAAGUAGUGUAAUAAAUUAAUUUUAAGUUGAAGCUGACACAAAAAAAUUUUUAGUCACCAGAAUAGAUUUGUCAGUCACUAACGUAAGUUUUUUUAGUCACUAAAAAAAUAGAUUUUUUUGAAAACUUCAUGUGGUCUUUUUAUUCAAUUUUUCAGUCAUUGAACUGAAUUUUUUUAGUCUAUAAAAGACUUUUUUUAGUCCCUAAAACGAACUAUACCAAAAAUUCAUGAUUAUUUUCUGAAAAAACUAUUUCCAGACCUCACGAUUCUCGAAUGUUGGUGGCGCUUGGUGAGGUCUACUCAAAAGUCAACCGGAUUUACGACGCCGAGAAAUGUUUCUCGGGAGCCUAUCUUUUUGGAGAUAUCGAAGGCGGAGCCCUCUGGCAACUUGCCAAGUAAUUAUUCCCUUAUUAGCUCGAGAAAAAAAUCAUCUUUUCAGGCUUUAUGAGAACAUUAGCGACGACGAAAAGGCGGCCCAAACCUUCGAAGUCUACCUGGUCACUUACGAUCGUCUUACGGUAGAAUAUCAGAUUUCUAGGAUCUAAUUCAAAUUUUUUUUCCUUCAGAACAUGGAGGAAAAUGUGGUCUAUGCGGUGGCGUUCCUGGCAAAUCACUAUUAUCGGAAGAAAAACUGGGAGAAGGCGAUGGAUUAUGCGAAUCGGUGCUUGGAACACGACUCGGUAAGCCCUUCAGGGGACCCUUGGGGGUUGGAAAGUACUUGAGGGAUCACUUGGAAAUAAAAAAAUUGCUCUAGGGAUCACUUAGGAUUUUGAAAGAACUCCAGAAGGGCUGUAUUAUUAUAGGGACUUUUUUAGUUCUGAAAUGAUAGGCUUCCUGAUCCUUUAAGAGACCACUUGGAACACGACUCGGUAAGCCCUUUAGGGGUCUUUUGGUUACUGAAAAGUGCAAUUUUCUUUUAAAUUUUCGCUCAAGGGACCACUUGGAAAAAUGAGAGGGGCUUAAAAAUCGACGUUACUUCUGUAGCGGCUCCUUCAGUUUCGAUAAAGUGAAUGAGAAGGAAUUUCCCUUCAGGGAUCACUUGGAAUUUCGGAACUGUUGAUAAAAUUUAAAAGUCAGAGGCUCAUUUUCUCGUAAUUUUAGCAUUUUUUUCAAAUUUGCACUCAAGGGCUCACUUAGAAGAACUCUGAAGAAUAGCUUUAGGAUUGUGAAAUUUAAUUCACUUCUACAAUUACUAAGUAGUCAUAUAAAUCAGGAGGAAAUUUUUCUUUAGAGGUCACUCGGAGUAUCGUAAAACUUGAGAAUUUUAAUUGAAUUCCGCAAAUUUGCGAGUUAAAAAAGAGCGCUCCCCUUUAGAGGACACUUAAAAAUUCGUGAAAUUUGAAAAAUCGAUUUUUUUUUGUUGACUUUUUCAGUUUAGAAUAAGAGCGUUUAACUCGUUUCUCAGAGACUACAGUGUUGUUUGCAUAAGCUGAGCAAUUCAUUCAGAUCUGCCAAGAAGGAAAUCGACUUUUCCGCGAGAUCGGCAAGGCUCAAGACGCGGAGAUGGCUCUCAUGAACAAGGAUUCCGGAGAAUCUGGAAAUACGCCGUUCGUUUUUGUUCUUUUUCUGGAAAGGAAUCGAACCAGGGAGUGAUUUUCUUAGAUUGGAAACUCUUAACCACUUGACUAUCACAACUUUCAUGGAUUUUUGAGCUUUUCAUUUGUGGGAUCGGGCUUGAAAAUAUGUUUAUUUAAAAAUGACAAAAAUCCAAGCAGCGUGGAUAGGAGUCGAACCUGAGACCCAUUUUGUAGGAAGCAAGGUGUUUUAGCCACUUGAUCAUCGUAGAAAUAAAAUCAUUUUCUGCUCUAGACUCAAUCUGAAGGCUUUUAGGUCCAAGUAAAGUUUGAGAGUUUGACUAAGAAAAUUGCAAAAAUGGAAAACUGUGGACCGGGAUUGAACCUGGGACCCUUUUCUCGGAGACAGGCCGCUUAGCCGCUCGACUAAGAAACUUGAGCUUUUUUUGCUUUUCUUGACCCUCUGCUGGACAUGAUCCUCUAUUUUGCGAACCUAAAUUGCAUAAAUUGGAAGAUUACGCGCUUGGUCAAGCGGCUAAACCCUUUGAAUUCCAUGAAAUGAGUCUCUGGUUCGGUUCCCAUCCCCGUUUUUUGUUUUUUUGUUUUUUCUUUUGCUGACUUAACUUUGAAACGUUAAGGAUGUUUUUCUCGAUUUUCUCAUUAUCUCCCAACAUUAUCUUGUUAAUUUUCCUUUUUAUUUUUUUUCAGAAUCGACGACGAAAUGGCCGUGGCGUCGGACAACGACGAGGAAGUGUCCUUUUGA